Molecule: messenger RNA, 2157 nt
Organism: Nycticebus coucang (slow loris)
Lineage: Eukaryota; Metazoa; Chordata; Mammalia; Primates; Lorisidae
Gene: FCGR2B
Product: Fc gamma receptor IIb
Exons: 7
Coding region: 82-1035 (317 amino acids)
Biological process (GO): cell surface receptor signaling pathway
Molecular function (GO): transmembrane signaling receptor activity
Source: RefSeq, a predicted model, not a curated record
UGUUCUCUGGGGUGGAAUUUGCCAAACUUCAAGAGAAGCCUGUGCCUGCUGGUUUGUGGUGCCAGCGCACUCCAGGGGCUGAUGCCAAUCCCCUCAUUCCUACUCCUCCCUACCACGGAGAGGGGCUGGGCUGACUGCAAACCCUCCCAGCCUUUGGGCCAUAUGUUCCUGUGGACAGCUGUGCUAUUCCUGGCUCCUGUUGCUGGGACACCUGCAGUCCUCCCGAAGGCUGUGGUGAAACUUGAGCCCCCGUGGAUCAACGUGCUCCAGGAGGAUGCCGUGACUCUGACGUGCUGGGGGCCCCAAGCCCCUGGGGACUACCCCACACAGUGGUUCUACAAUGGGAGCUCCCUUCCCACCCAGGCCCAGCCCAGCUACAGGUUUAAGGCCAUGAAAAAUGACAGCGGGGAGUACAGGUGCCAGACGGGCCAGACCAGCGUCAGUGACCCUGUGCAUCUGGAUGUGUUUUCUGAUUGGCUGCUGCUCCAGACCCCUCACCUGGAGUUCCAGGAGGGGGAAAGCAUCACGCUGAGGUGCCACAGCUGGAGGAACAAGCCUCUGACCCAAAUCUCAUUCUUUCAGAAUGGAAUAGCCAAGAAGUUUUCCCAUGCCAAUUCCAACUUCUCCAUCCCACAAGCAAACCACAGUCACAGUGGUGACUACUACUGCUCAGGAAUAAUAGGACGGACACCCUAUUCAUCCCAGGCUGUGGCCAUCGCUGUCCAAAGGCCCAAAGAGAGCAGCUCUCCGCUGACGGUGAUGAUUGUGGCUGUGGUUGCUGGAAUUGCUGUAGUGGCCAUUAUUGCUGCCAUAGCAGCCUUGACUUACCGUAAGAGAAAGCAGACUUCAGGAAACCCUGAGCACAGGGAAAUGGGAGAGACCCUCCCAGAGGACCCAGGUGAGUACCAUGUCCCCUUGGGGGAUACAGUGAUGUCCCACCCAGGGCUGCCAGAUGGCCUGGAGCCAGCAGGAAGUGGCUUGUGUGAGUUCAGCUGGGAGCUACUUAGGAGUCUAAGAGGAAAGGGAGAGGCCUAGGAAGAAACACAGAUUGCUGAGGAAUCUGUGUCUGUGGAGAGAGGGGGAGGGGUGGGCAGGCUCAGCCCUCCAUGGAACAUGAAGAGGACAUUUGGGCUUGAGAAACUUCUGGGGGACUAGGGGCACUAAUGGGCAAUGCCCUCCCACUCGUGUGGGUUUAUUGAAUUUUGGCCCGUUCUGCCACCAUCAGACCAUGAAAUCUUGAGCAUGGUGACUCCCAUAAGUCACCUCACUGAGGAAGUGAGUGGGUGGCCAGGAUGACCUCUCAGCCCUUCCAGGACUGACAUCCUGUUCAGGGGGAGUGUGUACAGGAGCAAGAGGAUUCCAGACACUUCCUGACUGUAGCUCAAGUCAGAGCACAAAGGAAACUGGAGCUUUCUCUGGGGGCUUCCAUGACAGUAGAAAGCAGCAGGAAAAAAGAGAAUUCACAGACUCCACCUCAGCUGGCUGGAGUAUGACUCAGAGCAGAGCCAACAGAUUUGAGAGCUUGAGCAAAAUAUCACCCACCCAGCUGUGCUUUGAGCAAGGUCUGCCUGUCCGGUGGCCAGGCCGGUGGGAUAUGGGCCCAUCCACACCUGAGCCAACUAGAUAGAAGACAGUCCAGACACAGCUGGAUCAUCCACCUGUAAGUGUGGUUCUGUCUACAGCGGUGUGAACACAUUUCCCAAGGCAUUUGGGCAGCCAGGUGCUGGGGCUGAUGGUUUCCUGAAAGGUGUAGCUAGGUUGCUGGGAUCACCAGGGGUUUUAUGAGAAGGGGAAUUCAGAAUGUAGUUUGUGGCCAGGUACUGUGGCUCAGGCCUGUAAUCCCAGCGCUCUGGGAGGCUGAGGUGGGUGAUUGCUUGAGCUCAGGGCUUCAAGACCAGCUUGAGCAAGAAGGAAACCCUGUCUCUAAAAAAAGGAAAGAAUGUGGUUUGUUGCAGAGCUUGGAGCAUGGCAAAUAAAGGCUGUUUGUGUCCAGGGGAUGAAAAAGAGACUAGAUGCAUUAUCUCAGACUCCAACCCAGCUUCCAAGAAUUGCCAGUUUUGAUACAGAGGCUGUUUUUCACAGCUAGUAGAAAUUUGGUGUGUUUUGAAUAUUUACCAGACUAAGUUCUUUUCUUUCUCUCUUUCUCUCUCUCUUUCU